AUGGGUCCCUUUUUCUGUGAUCUUGACCCAAUUCUACAACUCUCCUGCUCUGACACGACAACAAUGGUACAACUACACAGUACAGUGGCGGUCUUUAUUUUUAAUCUCAUGCCAUUUUGUAUCAUUAUUGCAUCAUAUGUUUAUAUUAUAGUCACUAUUUUUGAAAUCCCGUCUAUUACUGGGAGGAAGAAAACUUUCUCAACAUGCAGACUGUGGUCUCCAUGA
Staurois parvus is the source of this 225-nucleotide messenger RNA. The record is from the annotation of a GenBank genome assembly. Lineage: Eukaryota; Metazoa; Chordata; Amphibia; Anura; Ranidae.